Messenger RNA from Lonchura striata (white-rumped munia), 1045 nucleotides. The record is from RefSeq and is a predicted model, not a curated record. Lineage: Eukaryota; Metazoa; Chordata; Aves; Passeriformes; Estrildidae.
AUGGCAGGCGCCCGGGACCCCCCCCAGGACCGGCCCACGGUGCUGGCACGAGUGGACGGGAGCGCGCCCCGCUGCACCCAGGUGCCACCCGAGGGGGGGUCGUGCCCCCCACUCCUGCAGGUGCAGCACCCCGGGGUGUUGGUGAUGCGAACUCGGCUGCCCCCAGCGCACGGGCUCCCCGGCUUGGAAUGGGGCCCCAAAGACCCCCCUGGCCGCGAUAGAGACCCCUCCCCAGCCCCCGCCGGCAGCGAGCCCCCCGCGCCGCCCCCCGGCGCUGCGCAGCCCCCCAGGCCCCCCCGCCGUGAGCCGGGGGAGGUGGCUCAGUGCCUGCGGCAGCUGGAGAGGAUCCAGGAGCUGGAGCAGCAGCUGGCCCGCGAGCGGCACCGCCUGGGGCUGCUGCAGGCGCAGCUCCUCCGGAGGGGCCCCCCCAGCACGGGGCUCCCCGGGAAGGGCCAGGCUGGGCUCCCCCCGAUUUGGGGUCCCGCAGCCCCCCCCGAGGCAGAGGGGGACCCCGAGAUGCUGCUGCCGCCCCCAGGGCACCCCUGGGAGCGUGGGGGGCUCUACCCAGAAUUGGAGUAUUACCGGCUCAGCACGGCGCGGCCCCCCUACACCUACGCCACGCUCAUCCGCUGGGCCAUCCUGGAGUCCCCGCAGCGGCAGCGCCCCCUGGCGGAGAUUUACCACUGGUUCAGCCGCAGGUUCGGCUUCUUCCGGCACAACACCCGCACCUGGAAGAACGCCGUGCGCCACAACCUGAGCCUGCACAAGUGCUUCGUGCGGGUGGAGGCCGCCCGCGGCGCCGUCUGGACCGUGGACGAGGCCGAAUUCCGGCGCAAACGGGGCCAGCUCUACCCCAGGGAUUGUGACCUCAAGUACUUUAUGCCGCCCCGGAGCUGAUGAGGAACCCCAAAACCACCCCAAAAACACCCCAAAAUCACCUCCAAGACCCCCCCCCCAAAAUCCUCCCCACCCACGAGCAACACGACACCCCCAAACUGCUGCACCGGGAUUUAUUGAAACCAUAAAGGAACCGUUCUCCCUCCCA